Molecule: messenger RNA, 1001 nt
Organism: Cucumis sativus (cucumber)
Lineage: Eukaryota; Viridiplantae; Streptophyta; Magnoliopsida; Cucurbitales; Cucurbitaceae
Exons: 4
Coding region: 14-682 (222 amino acids)
Source: RefSeq, a predicted model, not a curated record
GCAAAUUAGCAUAAUGAUUAGUUUUCAUGGUUUUGAAGUUCCGUACGAAAAAAUAUCUAAAGAAAAUAUCUUAGUCAUCCAUACAAAACACCGACUCCCUCUUUCGUUCAAAUACUCUUCACUGCAAACCAACGGAAAAGGCAGAUUCAGAGAACCAACGGCAAUGGAGAACGAUAGAAGGCCUGGAAGGAGCGACGCUCGUUUAUCCAUGGAGGAAGAAAGAGAAAUGGAGGCCAAAACUCGAGAGUAUUUCAAUGGCGUAGCACCCAAACGCCAUACUAAGCCUCAGCGCAGCGAGUUCUCUGCUCAUUACGUCGAUAAAGGAAAUGACGAGGACAAUUACAUUCCUGAACUCGCCGAGUUUCAGCGCCUUGAAUCUGAUCCUCACGAGAGACUUACUUAUGAUGGCCGUAACGGCAAGAUCUCUGAGGAAUUUGUGGAGACGAAGUAUUAUGAUGAUCUCAAUUGUGUAGACAAACAGCACCACACGACAGGAACAGGAUUCAUAAAAAUGGAGAACGGAGAUUGCAAAGGUUUUAGACUCGCACCAGAUUCUGCAGAUGCCGGUUGCUGCCAUGGCUCUUGUAGGGGUAAUCCGGCGACCAACGACUGGAUUCCGGCCAGUAACGAUCUGGGACAUUUUACUUUGGGCUUAGGGAAGCCAAACAGAAGUGAUAAUUAGUGAAGAAGAAAAACAUGUGAUUGUUGCUAUUCUUAAGGAGUUAAGACGUUGCAUUGCAUGGAGAAGUACGCUGCAUAAUCUUUAUAUUAUUUCUACUUAUGGUUCAACUUGAAAAGGAAAAAAGAAACAAUAUUAUGUGUAAACUUAUGUUUGGUCACUUACUUUAGGUCUAUGCUCUAUGUGUAGGUUUAAUUUUUGCAUUUUGAUUGUGUUAGCUUUUCAAUUUCCCUCGUUAUUUUGAUUCCUAGAUUGUGAUCGCUGAAAUGAAUUCUACACAUUUGAAAUAAGAUUCAAUCAAGGAUUGAAAUAUUUGUCACUA